AUAAAGCUGUGUUUGGAAGCCAUAGAAAUGAUACAAGAGAGUCAUUCUCCAGAUCUACUUUAUAUUGCAAUUUAUACGAUGAGGUUGGGUUCGUAUGAAAUGAAGGCCUCAAGACUUGAAGCGUCUAUAACCCAUUUGCAAUCUUCCUUAUCAUUUUUGCAAGACACACUACCUACUAGUCAUCACACCGCAGAUUGUCAUUUUUACCUUGCUACGUCGUUUCUUGCUAUGAAAGAAGCGUCCCAAUCCAGUCUACAUGUAGAGAAAUGUCUUGAGAUACGAAAGACGAUUUUUCCAGUUGGUCACAGCAAAAUAGGGGAAGCCGAGUGUCUCAAAGAACAAAUUAAAGAGCUGAAUGAAAAUGCAAGUGACUGACAUGAUAUUCUUACUUUUCUGGUUAUAAUUAUGUGUUACGGUUUGCUUGUGCAUGUUCCUAUUAAUAUUGAUGGGAUUGGUUUGCAUGUCGCACAAACUCUCUAGGUAU
Molecule: messenger RNA, 484 nt
Organism: Corticium candelabrum
Lineage: Eukaryota; Metazoa; Porifera; Homoscleromorpha; Homosclerophorida; Plakinidae
Exons: 4
Coding region: 28-375 (115 amino acids)
Molecular function (GO): protein binding
Source: RefSeq, a predicted model, not a curated record